AUGAGUGAUGAUGAUUCAAAAACUUUAGACCAAAAUAAUGAUAGGAAUGCAAAUAAUAGAAAUCAACAAAUAGACGAAACACCAGAUUCUGAUCAAAAUGUUUCACAAAAUCCAAAUGACCCUCCAAACCCAAGUUCGCAAUCAUCUAGCUCUGACGUUUUCAAUCAAAGGCGAACUAGUUUACAUCCAUUAGAAGAAGUAGAGCUCAAUAGAAGAGUUAAAAGAAAGAAGACCCCGUCUGCUCACGGUGGACAACCUUUAUCUGUGGAAGAAAACAAUAAUGAGGAGAAUAAAAGUCAACGAUCACCGCAGCAGUCUACAGCCGAUAAUAAAAGUACGCAUAACAUAAGGAGAUCCUCGUUAUUGUAUGAAGGUUAUAGUUCAGUGACGUCGAUCGAUAGCAGAUAUUUGGAUAGCCGUCGUACAAACGAAAAAUGGAAAGAUUUUGUAGUGUUCAUGUACACUGAACCAUCAAUAAUGUUUUAUUCUAAUAUUUUUUUAAUGGUAAGCAUGAGCAAAAUUAUAUAG
Macrosiphum euphorbiae (potato aphid) is the source of this 528-nucleotide messenger RNA. The record is from the annotation of a GenBank genome assembly. NCBI's taxonomy places the organism in Eukaryota, Metazoa, Arthropoda, Insecta, Hemiptera, Aphididae.